Messenger RNA from Phragmites australis (common reed), 2304 nucleotides. RefSeq names its product anaphase-promoting complex subunit 7-like. Gene Ontology annotation, biological process: cell division. Gene Ontology annotation, molecular function: protein binding. The transcript is spliced from 18 exons. The coding region runs from base 193 to 1875 and encodes 560 amino acids. Lineage: Eukaryota; Viridiplantae; Streptophyta; Magnoliopsida; Poales; Poaceae. The record is from RefSeq and is a predicted model, not a curated record.
UCUCCUCUAGAGAGUCCAGUGUGAGCAGACGAGACGACAGAGACUGACAACGGCGGACCACUCGCUCGGUCCCGAAUCAACAAAUCAAACCAACCCACCGGAACACCAAAUCAAAUCCCCCGCACGAGUUCCGAUUUCAAAUCCCCUCGACAGAGCUCACUUCGCUGCCGCGCCGGAUCGCCAUCGCCGGAGAUGGAGGCGGCGCGGGAGUCCAUGGCGGCGCUCCUCGACGCCGGCCUCUUCGGCUCCGCCCAGACGCUGGGGUGUUUCCUUGUAUCGUCGGCGGGUUCUAGCAACGAGGCUGGCAUGUCCAUGAAGGUGGAAAGCUUGGUCCUGCAUGGUGAUGCUUUGUAUGGAGAGAAAGAAUUUCGCAGGGCACUGAGUGCGUACAAGCAAGCUAUGCAAUAUAGUAGAAGUAUCCCUAGGCAAGCAACAAGUAACUCCAGAAGUUCUGUAUCCACCACAGGCCGUUCACCUUCACCAAAUUCUUUGAAUCUUUCAUCUUUCAAUGAAAAUGAGGUAAAAUUUAAGAUUGUUCUUUGCCAUUCCGCGCUGCGUGAGCACCGUGAAGCACUUCAAGAGAUGGAAGGGAUUCCUUCUAAAGUGAGAACACUGCAAAUGAAUCUGAUGUUAGGAAAGCUUUAUCGAAUAGCGAGAAAUAACCGUUCAGCUACUGUAUGUUAUAAAGAGUGCUUGAGGCAAUGUCCUUAUAUUUUCGAAGCUAUCACAGCUUUGGCGGAAAUUGGGCUUUCGUCAAAAGAGGUUUCUUUAUUAUUUUCACAAGCACCAAAUAGAGGCAAGCCGCCAGGUGAUUCUGCAGAUGCGCUACGUUGGUGGAAUCGGUAUGUUGAGGCGCAGUGUUGCAUUGCUUCCCAUGAUUAUAAAGGUGGCCUUGACAUAUAUCUAGAACUAAUGCAACGAUUCCCCAACAACGUGCAUAUCUUGCUGGAAAUUGCAAAGGUUGAAGCUAUCAUAGGCAGGAACGAUGAAGCAAUCAUGUACUUUGAGAAGGCUCGGUUAAUUGAUCCAAACAUCAUAACAUAUAUGGAUGAGUAUGCAAUUCUUCUAAAAUCAAAAUCUGACUACACUAAGCUAAGCAAGUUGGUACAUGAUAUGCUGCAUAUUGACCCUGCAAGACCAGAAACAUGUGUUGCUCUUGCAGCAAUGUGGGAAAGAAAAGAUGAAAGAAAAGCUUUGACAUAUGCUGAAAAGAGCCUACGAGUUGAUGAUAGGCAUAUAACCGGCUAUAUUAUGAAGGGCAAUCUGCAUCUUUCAUUGAAUCGACCAGAUUUGGCAGUAACAGACUUCAGGGGAGCUCAAGAAUUGAGAGCUGAUCUUCUUUCUUAUCAAGGUUUGGUGCGUGCUUAUCUAGCACUUUCUAAAUGCAAAGAAGCUUUAUUCACCGCACGCGAGGCAAUGAAGGUUAUGCAUCAGUCUGCAAAAGCUCUCAAGCUAGUUGGUGAUGUUCAUGCUAUCAGUUCCAGUGGGAGAGAGAAGGCAAGAAAGUUUUAUGAAUCUGCCAUUCGUCUUGAACCUGGAUUUCUCGGAGCAGCACUGGCCCUGGCUGAUCUGCAUGUCGCUGAAGGACGGAAUAAGGAGGCUGUUUUGCUACUUGAAAGAUAUCUACGGCAAUGGGCAGAUGAUUCUCUACACAUAAAAUUGGCUCAAGUAUUUGCGGCAACAAAUAUGCUUUCCGAUGCACUUUCGCAUUAUCAAUCUGCAUUAAGGAUAAACCCACAUAAUGAAGCUGCAAAGAAAGGAUUGGAGCGCCUGGAGAAGCAAAUGAAGGGAGUAGACCCAGACGCGCCUGAAGAGGAAGACGAAAAUGAGGCUGAUGACAUUGAUGCCGACCAAGAUGAUGCCGAGCUGCUAUAGAAAGUGAACUUGAUCACCGUAGCAACUGUCGAUUCCAAAGAGAGUGAUGUCUGGUGGCACCACAACUUCUUCCCCGCACCAUAUUGAUCAACAACAGAUAUGGCAACUGGAAGAUGUCGCAUCCGUCUGCCUCGUCUUACCUGGGUCGUCGCAGGCCUCAUGAGAGUUUGCUGGAAGCUGGCCAUUGUUGGUUUCGAGUUUUUGAUAGCCCUGUGUAGCAGUGGUGCAGCUAUGUACCAACGGUUUUGAUAGCCCUGUGUAGCAGUGUUACUUGUGUAACUGAGUAGCAGGUGUUCUAGCGUUGCUGUGCUCAGAGGCCAGGCGUUUUGGGGAAAACUCUGUCCGUGAGCUUGUAACAGUGCCACCAAAAAUGGCUGAACUUUGUAGACUCCGCAUGUGUUGUUUGCUAUUCCAUUCCAGUUUCGUAUA